AUGGGACUUGGCUUGUUCGGUUUCAGUUCUACUGAUAAUGAGAUAAAAACUUGUUCCACUCUGGAAUUUCUAGGAGAAACGCCGCAAGGAGCUCGAUUCAAUGAUAUGCAUACUGGUAAUGAUCCUAACUACAAUAGAACGUUUUUCAAUCGUUACUCUAGAUUAGAAUUCCCUCGUUUUUCUGGUGGUGGAUUAAGAAAUUGGUUGUACAAAGUUGAGCAAUUCUUCUCCAUAAGUGAAAUACCUUUAGAGAAGGUGGCUUCUAUCCACUUUGAAGGUGAAGCUAUGGCAUGGCACAGGUCCUACAUUAGGUCUAAAAACUCGAUUUUAGAUUCAUCUUGGACUGAAUUUUUGUUAGCAUUGAAUGAAAGGUUCGAAGAGGGUUUUGAAGAUCCCAUGGAAGCCCUAAAAAACUUACAACAAACCAGUAGUGUGAGAGAGUAUCAGGCUGAGUUUGAUAGGUUAUUAACUAGGCUUAAUCUCUCCAAUGAAAAGGCCAUUAGUUGUUUUUUGGGAGGUCUGAAAAGGGAGUUGAACAAGUCUAUUAGAAUACAUGCUCCAAAAACUUUGUUGCAAGCCUAUAAGGUAGCUAGGUUGCAAGAGGAGGUGUUUGAAGCUCAAGCUCAAUCUUGGGGAAUCAAAUUUUUUCCUAAAGUCCAAGGUCCUAUAUUACCCACUCCUGCCUUUAUUAAACCUCAGUAUUUUCAAAGAAAUUCUUAUUCCAAUUCCACAUUCACGAAAACCCUUGAAUCUGCACUUAAUAGGAUUAAUAGACUCCCUAAUAAUGGUGUUACUAAAAGGCUAUCGGCAGCAGAGAUGGAUGAAAGAAGAUCCAAAGGGGGAAAGAAACAACUAUAUCUGGUAGAAGUAGUUAAGGAAGAAGAAUUAAAUGUUGAAGUAGAAGAGGAACAUAUAGAAGAUGUGUGGGAGAAGACAGAUGAAUUUAUGGCUAUAUCAUUACAGGCUUUUAUAGGGGUCACUGGUUACCAAACCAUAAAAAGAAAUGCAAAGCGCUGCUAUUUGCAAGAAUCUUCACUGGCUACUGCGAGCACCACAUUCUCUUUUGAUUUUUUGCUUUUACCAUUGGAAAAUGUGGAUAUAGUCUUAGGAGUACAAUGGUUGAAUACGUUAGGCAGAAUUUUGUUUGAUUUUCAACAUAGGUCCAUUGAGUUUGUUUACAAGGGAAAAAAACAUGUAUUAAGAGGGGCUAGCACUGGUCUGAAGUCGAUUAAAGCUAAGACCUUAGCUAAGGAGGGGCAGUUGUUCAUGUUGUCACAUAUACCUCAGACAGUAGAAGUCUCGCAGUGUCACAACAUUCAAGCCAUUCAAGGUGAGGGAAUUUUUCCAUCAUUUGCUGCACUAAUUAGUCAGUACUCCUGCUUAUUUGAAUUGCCAACUACAUUACCACUUCACAGAAGUUCUUUUGAUCAUAGAAUUCCCCUCAUUGACAAAGCAAAUCCUGUCAACAAGAGACCUUAUAGGUAUCCGGGAAUAAAAAUAGAUGUCAUUGAAAAAUUAGUACAAGAGAUGUUGGAGCAAGGUGUGGUGCAACAUAGUACUAGCCCUUAUGCUUCUCCAGUAGUGUUAGUUGGGAAGAAAGAUGGAAGUUGGAGACUCUGUGUUGAUUACAGAGAUUUGAAUCAGAUGACAAUUAAAGAUAAGUUUCCGAUACCUAUCAUUGAAGACUUGUUGGAUGAGUUAGGUGGAGCUGUGAUUUUUUCUAAAAUUGAUCUAAGGGCAGUUUAUCAUCAAUUAAGAAUGGCUGAAGAUGAUGCUUACAAAACAACUUUUAAAACUCAUGAAGGGCACUAUGAAUUUUUGGUUAUGCCCUUUGGCUUAACCAAUGCACCUUCAUCAUUUCAGUGUUUGAUGAAUGCAGUUGUCACACCACUUCUCUUUUUACAAUAG
This is a messenger RNA of Solanum stenotomum, 1908 nucleotides long. RefSeq lists its product as uncharacterized. The transcript is spliced from 4 exons. The coding region runs from base 1 to 1908 and encodes 635 amino acids. NCBI's taxonomy places the organism in Eukaryota, Viridiplantae, Streptophyta, Magnoliopsida, Solanales, Solanaceae. The record is from RefSeq and is a predicted model, not a curated record.